AUGCAAAAUAAUGGUUCCCGAAGUUUAGAAAAAACUGGAAUUUUCAAGGCUGCGUCAGCUAUAUUUUGGUUCUGGUGGUAAGCUCUCAGGACCAUCCAACCCACAACAAAACAUGCAUUUUAACCACUCUUCAUAUAUGUUGACACUCAUGAAAAUAGAGAAAUAUGUUCCAGUUAAAAUUCACAAACACAACCUGUAAUUCCUAUGACAAACAUAUUGACCUCAUAAUUCCAAAUUAGAUGGUGGUUAAAAGACGAGAGAGUGAAAUAAAAGUGAAAUUGUGGCAUAGCAUAUAGGAAGGACAGAAGAGUAUCUUUGAUUUGAUACGCUCAACCGAUAAUUAUCUGGGAUUUUUGGGUUCAAUAAAGGGGGAACAUAUGAUACUCUACUUGGUCAGUUUUCCAGCAAAAAUAGAUAUCACAAGAAAAAUCACAUCAGAUUACCAGCUAGGAACAAGAUGUGGCCCUUAUGAACAAAUAUAUUUGAAGAAUCAAUUAUCUUUUUAUUUACAAACUCUAUAUACAACUAAUAAAUCAAUGUAGCCCUACCAAUUAUGGUGGUACCAGUACUUUUUAAAUGAACACAUACAAAAAGAAAAACAUUUGCUGAAAUAGUGCGUGCAAAAAUAAUGCCAUGCAAAAAUUUUCUUCAUAGGCAUAUCAACUUAUCAUGUCGUGUACAUCCUUUAAUUUGCAUGAGUUCCUUGAAUAAUAGUUUUCAAAUACAAUUUGCAGACAGACGCGAUAUACAAAUCAUGUUCAGACAAGAUGAGUAUCGCCUAAAGUUCAUAUCUAUCAGCACAAUCCCACCAACUCCAAGAAAAUUCAUAUAAUCACCCACAUGUGGGUCUCAAGCCCACUCCUCAACUGAUACAAUGUUGACAGGAUUGUUCCACAUAAUCUUGUAUCUUUCCUCAUGUUGUUCUCUGCACAAGUCCACCUCAGACUCUUCUAGGAACCAAGGUGGUUCUAUUUGUGAACAACAUUAUGAAAAAGGAAUUUCAGUCCUCGCGAGUUUUAACUUUCUCCUUUUAUUACUGAUACCGCCAUCAAUAUCUAUUUCCUUUAAAUACUUAAUAAUCUUUUCUGGAAAAACCGUGCAUCUCUGAUCAACCAUCAAUACAGAGUUCAAUAUGAAGUUACUAGGCUGGAUGCACCGUAAGUUAAAGCAAAAUUGUACAGAGUCACUGAAGAAUUUCACAACAGGAAACCCCUCCUCUUGCCUCUCAGUGCAGGCAUUUUCUGAUGACCGCCACUAUCUAAACCCAAUCAAGACAUUUUCACACUCAAACACCAAGUGUCAAAAAUCUUCACAUAAAAUUGAAGCCGAAAAUUCAGAAGUGACCUUUCAUGAAGACGCAUUCGAUCCCUUCGGCUUUCUUGCAAUUGGUACAUUUGGUAUGGAACUACUCAAUACAGACCCACCAACUCCAAGAUUUAUUGUUCCUGGUAUGAAUGUGACUAAUGAAGAGACAGAAAUAACAAACAAUGACCUCAAGCUUAUUAACUAUGAGCUGGAGAAGUUUCUUGAAGCUGAAGCAAAAGAGAUAGCCAAUGACUCUUCAGAGAGAAGUAGUCAAGCAAGUAUUAUAACCCUCAGUAACAAGCAGAUUGAAGGAGGGGAUUCUGAAGGCACAAACACUGUGCCAUGUCCUCUGCAAAAUUAUCUCUUUGGCUCUUUAACUGAAUUGGCUGGGACCGGGGUAGAGGCAAAAAAAGAAAGGACUUCACUUGGGGAGCUCUUUAAGAGGAACUUGCUCCAUGAUGAUCCUAGCAGGAAAUAUGAAGAAUCUGAGAAAGAAGCAAGGGGAAGAUAUGUAAAACGUUUCAUGAAGAAGAUGGUAAAGAAUUCUCAUUCCGCAACAAGCAGCAGUACUCUUUCAUCUAAGGGCGAUGCUGCUGAAUCCAUUUCAAUUAAAAGGAAACUCUCUAAGGCUCUAAAAGUGUUUUGUACGAAGGUUUACCCUGAAGAGAUGACUGCAAAACAGUUCAUAAAUUUGCAAAAAGGUAAGAACAAAAACAUUUUUCAUGAGGGUGGCCAUAAGAUUGGAGGGGGUAAUGACAAUAAAAAGCUUGCUCAAGUGGCAAACAUAAAGAAUGAGAAGAAUACUGUGAAACUAUUUUCAAAUGGUGUUGGCAAAAGUGCUUCAGCAGUGAACAGAGAGCGUUGGAUUAAGACAGAUACUGAUUUCUUGGUCUUGGAGCUGUAGAGGCAGAACCAUUUGAAGCAAAGGUAGCCUGUCAUCCUCCGUUCAUAUCAAUCUGGUGUUUAUUAAGGUAUUACAUAUAUGCAGCAUUAUUUAUGAGUGAGGUGUGAAUUCAAGAAUUAAAGAAAAUAAAAUAGGAGUCCCUCCUAUCUCCGUGAGUUUUCCAGUGAAGAAGCAGAGUAAUGGAUUGCAAUGCUAUGUUUGCACAUGGCUCUUUAAAGUUUAUUUCUGAAAAAACUCAGAUAAAACGUGAAGCAUCAAAUAUAGCUGUUCCUGUCGUGUGUAAUUUAACAAGUGCUUAUGUUGGAAUUAUUCAAUUGCAGAAAACAUUUUAAAGAUAUCUUUGAUGCCUUCAACAUAUGUAUCUGUCCUAAAUUUGAAUCUGUUGUGUUAGUGGGUUGCAUUCAUAUUGAAGGGCACAUGAGUAUCAUUACAUCACUGGAAAAUCACCAGGCAAACCAAUAUAUUAAAUUGUAAUUACUCUUUUUAGUUUUACUAUCAUCUUGCAAUGUUUCUGAAGGUCGCAUACUUUGAUGUGCAUCUACCCUUUCUAGUGUAUAUAGAUCUGCAUGGAAUGGAACAGGUAAAUCAAUUAUACCUCACUCUUAGUAUCACAAGUUGAUCGGGUAGAAAAAAAAAAAAAAAAAAAAAAAAAAAAAAAAAAAAAAAAAACUUGCUGAAAAUCAAAUUGGCAGGAGUUCACUCUUCAAUACUCCUCCCAUCUCCAUCCUCCAAGAUUGAUCUACAAGAGAGGCCAACUCUCUGAAAACAUACAUAUAGAUUUGUCAUUAGUGAAUAUACGAACACUGCAAAAUUAGAACAAUGACAAUUCCAUCCAUUACUUCUUUGCCUACAUAAGGAGUAGAUUAAUCACAAAGCCCUUUAGAAAUAAUAUGAUACUACUGAAAAAUGCCACUUAAGAACAUGAUAAGUAAUAUAACUUAAAAAGUUCAAAGACAUGGUGUGAAUCCUGUAUCCAGCAAUUACCCACCGCUAGAUACAGAACAUUAGUCAUAAUACUUUCGAACAUCCAGACCAACAACAAACAUAAAUGAAUUUAAAUAAAGCUGAGGUUGGACACAUUAGACCCUUUUCACCACUCAAUUCGGUCAGGUGUCCAAGUCAUUUAAGUUCAAAACCCCAUGAAACAGAAAUUUAGAAGUGCAUUUCUUCAAUGAUGUUUCAACAGUUUCUAGCAGGCUGAUCAACUUCUAAAACUGGAAAAGCAGUCCUUAAUUUGAAAAUUGACUUAAUCACCAAAGUAAUAAUAUUGUCUUUCAAGUAAAUUUCCAGUCAACUUUGACAUUGUAAACCAUAAAGCAUGAUCCAAAAUUCACUGUAAAACAGUAGCCCAUGAUAAGAAAAAUUAGGAAAAGAGUAUACCCCCUCCCCCCCAGCCGUGUUUCCCAUAAGUAUCUAGGUAAACAUCCAAAAGUAUACUCCAAUAUGGGCAACUAAUUCAUGUUUUUCAAAAGGCGCACAUACUGCUUCAAGAUCAACUAUCAACAUCGAGUGAAAUUCACAUGUCGAAAAUGACAGUCAUAAUUAGGCUGAAAAAAAAAAUGUACUGAAGCAUGAGCAAGUAAUUUCAGACUGAUUGGUAGUUAUGGGAUUGCAACAAAUGGGGUCCCCAUUUAAUACUAUAUUUUGCGCCUCCAGGAGCUAACAGCAGCAAGGAGGGGUUGUUAAUUGUGCGAUGUAUCAAUAAAACAAAAGGAGUCAUCCAUAUCAAGAAGAUGAGGUAAACAAGUUUGAAUAUUUACAGCAGGAUAUAUGUUUUUCCCCAGGAAAAGGAAGAAGAUGGCAAUAAGCCAGUAGACAAAUAGAUGUCCAAAAUUAGAACUUAAGGUUAUAGCUUACAACAAGCAAGGUCAUCUCUUUCUUCACAUUCUUCAGCAACUUAACAACAUCUGCACGGGCCUUCCAAUCUAACAGACAGGCAAAUGUUCAUUAUUUAAAAGCACUCAGUAGACAUGAAGUUAAAAGCAUCAGUUGAUAUUUUUCUAAAUGGUGGACAACUCAUAUUACUUUGCUUGUGCAACUAGAAGCUACAAAUAAAGAUAUAGAUAAAAAAUAGUGCAGCUGUGAUGCAAUCAGGAGCAAAUUUCACAAAUGGCAAAAAAGUGCAACCUAUGACAAAACCAAUUGAUUUCAGUUUGAAUGCCUCUCCAUUUGAGAGUUGCUUCCAUUAGAUUAAUGAAAUUUGGCCAAUUACAAGGCUGUAAAUCAGCUGUUGCAUGUUUCUUGCAUAACCCUCGCUAUCUAUGUAUGGAAUUCUUGCUGCCUAUGUACACAAAUUACACGGCAAUUACACAGGAUUACAAAUUACACGAGAUUAUAUCCUACUAACACCCCCCUCAAAUUGAUGCUGGUCGGUCAAGAAGCAUCAAUUUGCUGAAGAGAACUGAUGACGCUCUCGGAUCAUGACUUUGGUAAAAAUGUCAGUUAUCUGAAGGGUAGUGGAAAUAUGAGGAAGAGAAAUGACAUGAGUAUCCAAAGCCUCCCGAAUAGAAUGACAGUCUACUUCAAUAUAUUUUGUACACUCAUGAUGAACAUGGUUAGCAGCAAAAUGGUACUUGUGUUAUCAGCAUGGAGAGGAGAGGGAGAAUACUGAGGAAAACCAAGUUUAGCUAGAAGGCCACGAAGCCAGAUGAUCUCGAAGCAGGCAGCAGACAUUGCCCGAUAUUCAGAUUCUGUAGAGGAUUUAGAAACCCAACCUUGUUUCUUACUCUUCUAGGAGAUCAAAGAAUCACCAAGAAACAUACACCAUCCGAUAACAGAUCGUCGGGUGUUAGGACAACUAGCCUAAUCAGCAUCACUAGAAGCAGUAAGACGAAUAGGAGAACCGGCAGGAAAAAAUAAUCCACGACUAGUUGUGCUUCGAAGAUAGCGAAUGAUACGACGAACGGCAGCAAAAUGGAGAUGACGUGGAGUGUGCAUAAACUGGCUAACCUGCUAGAACACGAAGGAAAUGUUAGGCCUAGUGAUAGUCAGAUAAUUUAAACUGCCCACUAGUUGAUGAAACACAGUAGGAUCAGAUAGAAGAUCACCCUCCUCACAACGAUAUUUUGUCUUUACUUCUAGGGGAGUAUCCACAAUAGAUGAAUCAUGAAAGCCUUCCAACUCAAUCAAAUCCUGUGUGUACUUAUAUUGAUGCAAAAAGAUACCAGAAUGACCAGUGUGAACUUCCAACCCUGAGAAGUACAUAAGAGAACCAAGAUCCUUCAUAUGAAAUGAUGUUUGAAGGCGUUGCUGUAGAAGGAUAAUCAAGGCGGAAUCCGAACCAUUGAUAACAAUGUCAUCGACAUAGACGAGGAGAAGAACAAUACCAGUAGAGGUCUUGCAAAGAAACAUGGAAAGGUCAUAUUGGCUCUGCUGGAAGGAAAAUUGAAGCAAUGUAGAUCGAAACUUGUCAAACUAGGCUCGUGGAGCUUGUUUCAACCUAUAUAAUGAGCACCUCAAUUUACAGACGUUCGAGGAAGAGGUGGAGGUUAGGCCAUGAGGUAGCUUCAUGUAAACCUCUUCUUUAAGAUCACCAUGGAAAUAUGUAUUUUUGACAUCCCUUUGAUAAAGUGACCAACCUUAGGAAGCAGCAAUAGAAAUUAUGGUUCGUACUGUAAUCAUUUUAGCAAUUGGAGCAAAGGUCUCCUCAUAGUCCACUCCAUACUCUUGUUUAUUACCCAAUGCAACCAACCGUGCCUUAUAUCGAUCUAAAGUCCCAUCAGAAUGGAGUUUGAUCAAGUAAACCCACUUGCAACCAAUAGCUUUAACAUUUGUAGGACAAGGAACAACAUUCUAGGUAUGAUUGUCCCUAAGAGCACGAAGUUCUUCUGCCAUUGCCUCCCGCCAACAUUCAUGUUUGACAGCCUCAGAAUACCAUGUAGGAAUAGGGAUGAAUGACAAAGUAGCAUUUAGUAAGGUAUGAGAAAAUCCAUACCGAUCUGGAGGACGAGAAAUUCUAGUAGAGCGGCAAGGAAUAGUGCCAGGAUCUAGCUCAGUCUCUGAAGGCGUUGUCUGAGCAGGUUCAGAUAGCGGGUCAGGCUGAGGAGGGGGCAAAGUUGAGUGGCGCCGUUCAUACAUAAAUCCAUGCUUGAAUCAUUCAGAAGUAGAGGGUAUGUCAUCAAAGAGUGGAAGAACAUAUAUCUUGGUCUCGGUCAAAGGCUCAACAUGAGUGGGAAAGAAAUAUUGAUUUUCGAAAAAUACAACAUGACGAGAUAUACAAAAUCUGUUAAAGCAAGGAUCAUAGCAAACGUAGCCUUUGUGAGAAAUACUAUAACCCAUAAAUGCGCACUUAACAAAUUGAACAGAAAGUUUGUUUUGUUCAUGAGGAGGUAAAUGGAUAAAACAAACACAAACAAAUGUAUGCAUGUCAAGAUAUUUGGGAUGCUGAUGAUAUAGGCGAUAACAGGGAGUCUCAAAUUUCAAAACACUAGAGGGCAAUCAAUUAAUUAAAUAGAUUGUCAUAGAUAAAGCCUCGACCCAGAAUUUAGGUGGAACAAAAGAUUCAAGUAAUAAUGUCUGAACAUCAUCUAAUAGAUAGCCAUUCUUAGGUUCGGUAACACCAUUUUGCUAAGGUGCAUUGGGAUAUGAACAUUGGGAGACAAUGCCUUUUUGGUAAAGAAAAUCAUGAAAGUUAUGAUAUAUGUACUCACCUCCUGAAUCCAAUCUUAAUAUUUUAAUGCUUGAAGAUAAUUGAUUUUCAACAUAAGCAACAAACUUUUGAAAGACAGAAAAUACUUCCAAUUUGGAACGCAGAAAAUAUAUCCAGGUAUACUAGUUGUAAUCAUCAAUUAAAGUAACAAAGUAUUUAUAAUGCACAUGAGAUAUAACAAAAGACAUACCCCACACAUCGCUAUGAAUCAAAUCAAAACUUCUUUUAGCCCGACUAACAUGGGAGGAGAAGGGAAGAGACUUACUUUUACCUAAUUUGCAUGUGGAACAAUCAAGAGAAAUAUGAGGUGAAAAUUGAUCUUUAUUGCCCAACAAACCAGAAUUUAUUAGAUGAGAUAAAAUAACAAAGUUGGGAUGACGCAAUCGUUUAUGCCAUACUCUACUCUUAUUGUCAACAUUAGUACAAGCCAUGGAUAUAAUUGGAGGAAUAGGAAAAUGCAGGGGAAAUAAUCAACCAACUUUAGGCCCCUUCGUGAGUAUCUUCCCCGACACUUAAUCCUGCACAAAACAGCCAUCAAGAGAAAAACGAAAAUCACAAUUAUUAUCGACCAAUUGGCCUACAGAUAUAAGAUUAGAAGAAAGUGCAGGGGAUACGAAACAUCUCUAACGGAGGAAUUAACAUCUCCAACAGCAUGAAUAAGUAACCGAUUGCCAUUAGCAAUCUGAAUAUGUGAGGAUCCUUUGUAUGUCCGAAUAUUACUAAGAGUAUCAGAAGUACUAGUCAUAUAAUUAGAUGCACCAGAAUCAACAAGACAUGAUGAUGAUGGUAGGAAACCGUUACCUUGAAGACCCAAGGCUGAAAAAGCUGAAAUAAUCAUCUGCUGGCCCAUCUCAGGAGUAAGAACAGAUAAAUUACCACCAGUGGAAGAGGAAGAACCAAUUGUAGCCUGAUAAGCAUUAGCCUGACGAUUCUGAGGACGAGUAGGACACUCUUUGAUAGCAUGCCUCGGCUUCUUACAAUAGUUGCAAUACUUCUUUGCACAGUGGGCAGCAAUAUGUCCAUAUUCCUUGCAGUUAAAGCAUUGAACUUUCUGUAUAUCUCUACCCUUGCCCUUCCCUCGAGCCGCAUAGGCAAAUGCAUUAGUUGGCAGUUUAUCUUGCUGGUAAUUAGCUUGUGUAGCAAGACGUUGCUCUUCUCGAAGUAACUCUCCCAAGCACACAUCCAAAGAGGGGGAUGGGUGCAAUUCAUUAGAUUAGAUUGAGCAACCUCAAAUUCAUGUUGCAGCUUCAUAAAAAAUUGAUCCCUCUUACUUUGCUCAUGAACCUCUUGGAUUGCAGCUAGUGAACCAUAUGGUAUCUUUGCAUAGAUUAUACCAGCAUACUCCGCCCACAAAUCCUCAAAUUCAGAAAAAUAUUCCUAAAUGGAGAGAUCGCCUGGAGUAUAACUAGCGAUGUCAAACUCCAAUUGAAAUCGUCGGGCUGUAUUAUCAUGAUGAUAGAUCUUCUUCAAUUAUUCCCACAUACUCUUAGCAUUCUUAUACAGCCUAAGAUUCAGAAUAAUCAGAGGGUCAAUAAACCCUAAAAUCUAAGUUAUAACUCGAGCAUCUUUAAUCUUCCAUUUUAUGAGAUCUGUAGGAUCCGUGAGAGCUGAAUCAGUUUCAUCUAUAUGGCCACAUAAUUCCUUCCCAAUAACAAAAAGCCGAAAUUGAAAUUCCCGGGCAGAGUAAUUCUUACUCGUAAAUUUCACACCGAAAAAUCUGACGUUCCAGUAGACAUUAUAAAUUAAGAAAAGCCUAACAGCUUACAAGCCCAAUUGAAAUAAUUAUUUUAAGAUGCUAUACCAAUAAGCCCAAUCGAAAUAAUAAGUCCAAUAAGAGGAACAAGCCGAAUUAUAUCCAGUAAAAUAGACAGGCCAAAAAA
Olea europaea var. sylvestris is the source of this 8737-nucleotide messenger RNA. RefSeq names its product protein LAZY 1-like. The record is from RefSeq and is a predicted model, not a curated record. Bases 1133 to 2209 code for a protein of 358 amino acids. Lineage: Eukaryota; Viridiplantae; Streptophyta; Magnoliopsida; Lamiales; Oleaceae. Gene Ontology annotation, biological process: regulation of auxin polar transport; gravitropism. The transcript has 5 exons.